UAUUUCAUGGGCGGCAUAAAUGUUUAUAAAAUCACGGACGAGGGAUGUCCGCCAUUUUCACCUGCGCAAGCACAGCAUGGAUUUUCUGACACCAGCAUGGUUUCGUUAAUAUAUUCCUGCCUAUUUAGGCGCAAUCUUUCUUAUUAUGCAGUUUGAAGAACUUCUUUGUGCUAUCUGUCACAUAGCUGUAUGCUUCGCUUGCACUUAUAUUAACAGCAAAGAAACUAUUGGAUUGUCAUACGAUCGAUCUCUAUUGUUAAUAUGGAGAAUUGGGUUAUGUUGAUUUGGAUUAAAUGAACGGGUCCGGCCAAAUUGUGAACCAAAAGAGGUUUUACAGGAACAAGGGUGGUGACAAGAACAGGAAAAGGAACAAAGAAUGGUGACAAGGAAGUUAGGAGUUAAGAGGAAGUUGGUCACAGCAAUGCACUACAACAUAUAGGAGUUGGGGUGUAGCCAUGAGGGGAAAAGCUGGGAAAAGCUUAAAGCCAUUCCUUAAGUUGUUUGGGCUCUGAGGUGGUACUUUGUUUUCCCUAGAAAUUCUGACAAAAGGUCUGUCAGAAGAAAUGAACUGCCAUAUAGGAGUUGAGUUUCUUCUUUCUUUGGUGACCAAGUACUAGCAAAGAUUUGGUAAGAGAAAAUAGAGAGUUAAACAAGGCUGUAGCCCAAUAGCAGCUAUUCUGUUCAGCAUAUAUAUUGGAGGAAUAUGAAGAUGUGCAACGAGGGAUCGACAUGGACUUUGGAGGACAACAAGCUUUUUGAGAAUGCAUUGUCUAUGGUUGAGGAGGAAACCCAUGAGAGAUGGGACAAGGUGGCAGCCAUGGUGCCUGGUAAGAGUGUAGAUGAGGUGAGAAAGCAUUAUGAAGACCUGGUGGAGGAUAUUCAGUGCAUUGAUGCAGGUUACAUAGAGGUUCCUUGUUAUAAGGACAAAUUUGGUGAUCAAUUGCUAUCUUCAAAGCACCUAGGCAAAGUUGGUGGAGAUCUCCAGGCAGGUGAAGAGAGAGGAUUGGUUAUCAAGUCCUUUUCUGAGCAAGAAAGGAAGAAGGGAGUUCCCUGGACUGAAGAAGAGCACAGGCUGUUUCUGAUGGGGCUAAAUAAAUAUGGGAAAGGUGAUUGGAGAAGCAUUUCAAGAAACUUUGUUGUCUCAAGGACUCCAACUCAAGUUGCUAGCCAUGCACAGAAAUACUUCAUCCGGCGAAAUUCAGGGCACAAAGAUAAGAGAAGGUCUAGCAUACAUGAUAUUACCAGCGUCAAUAGUACAGAAAUGAGUCUGUCUCUAGUAAGACAACCUUCAGCUAUGCCUGUGCAAAACAAUACCUCCUCAAUAACCAAAUCAGUUAAUCAGUCUUCGUUUCUUAAUUCUCACCCUUGCCCAAUGGCAGGAACGCCUUUGGUAAACUCUAUCGGAUUCUCAACAGGCAGCAACACUUUAGUACUACCUUCCUAUGGAUUAGACCCAUACAGUCUUGGAGGGCUUCAAACCCUCUCAUCUAUACCUCUCAUGUCUGGAUCUUCUCUGAGUCUUUCACAUCUAGGCUACCCUAUGUAGUAUGUAUCCUAUAUUGGGAAAGAUUCUCAAGCACCAUGUAGAUAUGUAAGGCUGGUUUGCUUCUCUUUUCCUCUCUAUCUCAGUCUGAUUGAAGCUUUGAAUAUGUGAGAGGAUUGUCAUAGUUUCAUCUAUAUUUUUGGUUGGAUCUAGAUAUUAUAAACUACAAUCCAGAUGUUGUACACUGGUCCACACACUGUAAAGAUCAUUUGGGCAGGAUAGGAAUAUGAUUUAAAGAUUGAAGGCCCAAAACAGAAUAGAGUAGUAAAGACAGGUAUUAUGUAUAAGAUGCUUCUGUCAAUUAAAGGGAAUGUUGAUAUUGAAAGCUGC
Cryptomeria japonica (Japanese cedar) is the source of this 1873-nucleotide messenger RNA. RefSeq names its product transcription factor SRM1. Gene Ontology annotation, molecular function: DNA binding. The transcript has 4 exons. The record is from RefSeq and is a predicted model, not a curated record. Bases 704 to 1546 code for a protein of 280 amino acids. Lineage: Eukaryota; Viridiplantae; Streptophyta; Pinopsida; Cupressales; Cupressaceae.